Messenger RNA from Echinostoma caproni, 258 nucleotides. Lineage: Eukaryota; Metazoa; Platyhelminthes; Trematoda; Plagiorchiida; Echinostomatidae. The record is from the annotation of a GenBank genome assembly.
AUGAUUUGUGGUGGUGGUGGUAGUUUAUCCGUUCCGGAAACGUGGAAUCAACAUGUCAACGAUGUUGUGAAUCGUAGCCGAUCCGAACGUGUUAACAGUCGAAAACUGCGUGAGAAUAUUGGAAAUACUUUGGCCCAGAUUGCGCAAUACCUGUCUGAUCACUGGAAUGAUGUGAACGCUACCCUGGCGGAACGUAUUCGGGAAGUGACCGAAGCAAGAAAUCAAAUCCAAGCUAGUCUUGGGCAUGUACGUCCGUAA